Thermochaetoides thermophila DSM 1495 is the source of this 711-nucleotide messenger RNA. RefSeq names its product putative heat shock protein. The transcript is spliced from 2 exons. The record is from RefSeq and is a predicted model, not a curated record. Gene Ontology annotation, molecular function: glyoxalase III activity. Lineage: Eukaryota; Fungi; Ascomycota; Sordariomycetes; Sordariales; Chaetomiaceae. Bases 1 to 711 code for a protein of 236 amino acids.
AUGUCUGACUCACCCAAGGUCCUCGUUGUUCUCACCUCUCACGACAAGCUGGGAGACACCGGGAAGCCCACGGGCUGGUACCUACCUGAGCUUGCCCACCCUUACUCCAUCCUAGCCAGCCACGGCUUCGACUUCGACUUUGCUUCCCCCAAAGGAGGCCCAGCCCCGGUUGAUCCAGCUUCCGUCGAAAACGCCGACGAAGAGUCAAAGGCUUUCUAUGCCAAGAACUCAUCCCUCUGGGAGGACACAGCACCUCUCCAAAGCUUCCUAGGACGCGCAGACGAAUAUGCAGCUCUCUUCUACCCUGGCGGUCAUGGCCCCGUCUUCGACUUAGUCGAGAACCCGACCUCCCAGACUCUGAUCCAGGAGUUCCUUGCUAAGGGGAAGGUUGUGGCCGCCGUGUGCCAUGGCGUUGCUGCGCUUCUGGGUGUCCAGGACCCAGAGUCUGCGGAUGGGACACCUUACCUAAAGAGUAAGGCUGUGACGGGGUUCUCCAAUGCUGAGGAGGAGGAUGUGGGAUUGGCUUCUGCUGUUCCUUUCUUGCUGGAGGAUAAGCUGAUUGAGGCUGUCGGGACAAAUGGUUCGUAUGAGAAGGCAGAGGACAAGUGGGCACAGAAGGUUGUGGUUGAUGGAAAGCUGAUUACCGGGCAAAAUCCAGCGAGUGCCAAGGGGGUUGCUGAAGCUAUUGUCAGGGCUGUGUGGGGAGCUUGA